This is a messenger RNA of Rhizopus microsporus ATCC 52813, 1276 nucleotides long. RefSeq lists its product as uncharacterized. The transcript is spliced from 2 exons. The record is from RefSeq and is a predicted model, not a curated record. NCBI's taxonomy places the organism in Eukaryota, Fungi, Mucoromycota, Mucoromycetes, Mucorales, Rhizopodaceae. The coding region runs from base 63 to 1142 and encodes 359 amino acids.
GAAAAAGAUAUAAAAGGAGCAACGCAUUUCUAUCUGUUUUGCCUUCUCUUCAUUAUUCAAACAUGUCCUCAAGCAUUAACUCUCGAAACCUUUGUGUUGUUACCAAUGGCGACUCUUACCCUGGCUACGUCUCUUCUUACCGUAUCCUCUGUGCUAUGAAAAAACGUGAAGAUAGAUUUUCCAAUGAGUGCAAGCUUCGUGUUCUCUGCCGUGACAAAGAAAGCCAUAGAAUGCGUCUUCUCAAAGAAAUGGGCGCUGAAGUAAUCAAGGUUGACUACCGUGAUGAAAACAAGCUGCGUGAAAUGAUGAAGGAUGCCGCCCACGUCUGCCUUAUUCCUGAACACUCCAGAGAACUUGUUGAAGAAGCCCAAUGCGUGAUCAAGGCUGCUAAGCAUCAAGGUGUUGAACAUAUUAGUAUGCACUCAGUUGUUGGUUGUGACCGUGCUGGUGAGCAUAGCUCUGGCGAAGAACAAAAAUACCGUCAUCUUACUCAAUACUACCAAAUCGAAAAGAUGAUCAAGGAACAAUUUGGCAAUAACCACUGCAUCGUCCGUAUCUGUCUCUUUAAUCAAAUGUUCUAUUUUAUGGCUCCUCAAAUCGAAGGUGAAGGUAUCCUCGCCCUUCCUGUAAAGGAAGAUGCCAAGUGGGGCUGUAUUGACCUCAAUGACUGGGUAAAUGCUAUCUAUAAUUUGGCUCGCAAGCAACAUGAGAAGCGAGGAAGAAGCAUCGGUUUUACUGGUAAGAAGCAACUCUAUCAGUUCACACCUCAGCAUGUGAUAUCCUCCAAGGAAAUUGCCCGUGAAAUUAGUGAAGGCUUAGGAUCCCAGGAGCUUCGUUACAAGCACAUCCCUGACGACGAGAUGAGACAGUAUCUCCAAAAGAUGAGAGACGAUGAACGUUUCAGAGAAGAACCUAAGCAUGAAAAGGAACCCAAGUGGGAUCAAGAUGGUCCUUGGUCUUACCCUAUUGGCAAAUAUCUUAAUGAUCAUCUUAUUGAAUUGUUGCUUGAAUACUGGCGUAUGGCUAAUGAUGGAAAGCAAGAAAUUCAUACCAAUGACCUUAAGGAAGUACUAGAGACUGAGCCUCGUUCUGUAAAGGAUUACUUCCACAAGAACCGUAACCAGUUCAGAGAAUUCAAGUAAAUUCAACAAACGACCAAAGGAUAUUCUCAUCUUUCCUUGCCAUUCUCUAUCAAAAAAAAGUCAUCUUAUCUUUGAAUAAAUAUUGAUUUUACUUUAAAAAUACUCAUGUUUUAUAAAUGCGUGUGAAAAUCAAC